UAUUGAGGGGGUGGUCUAACGCACUUCAACCCCAACAUCUUUUGUAAAUCUACCGAAGGUCAGUGGCUCAAAAAGUCAUACAACUGGGCAGUUUUAUCAAUGAUUGAAGUAGCGUUGUUUUUGACUCGAUUGCUUCUGAAUUUAGCGAAGCCCCCUCAACCUUUGUGGACCCUAAUGCAUCUGCUCCUCCGGGGGUGUACGAGUACAAAAAGACAGACACGGCACAAGGGAUCCAAUGCAUAGACCAGGACUGGGACGAGUGUGCGGGAAAUAACGAACUAACGGGCAUAAAUAAACUCUCUUAUAUUCCUGAGUCGAUGUCUUUUGCAUCUGUGCUCUGUUUCAAACUGACAUUCGCAACGUAUGAUCCAAAAGCAAAGACACUCGUCUCCGACUGCAAUGAAUGCCGAAAAGACAGUGUGAAAAAUCAAGGCAGUUGUCUCAACUGCAGAUUUGAAGUUGCAGCCACUACGUUCAAUGCACCCAGCCCGAAGAUCAUCUUUUUGGAGUGCAAGGAGUGGGAUAUGGAGGAGGGUGUGGUGUUCAUCUCAUUCAACAUCACCCACUUCCUCCAGGGAACCACCAUCCUGUACUACUCGCUCAUCGAGGACUCUAUUACGGAGACCGUCUUCUCAAAACUGGAAGAUUACACCUCUAUGGGGGGCUGUGACGAUGUGAAGAGUUACCCCGACAACAUCUGCUCCAUCCCCUGGGCCAUCAAGACCAACGUCACCCAGGACUCCCAGGGAUUGGACAUCAUCCCUGGAAAGGGCUACAAGCUGUCCAUCAAGAUACGAGUGGAUGUAGUGAAUUAUGAGUACUUGCAAACUGCUCCCAUGGUAUGUGAAUCAUACAUGUCCCCGCCCACCCUGAUGGAGGAUUUUAGGUGUGUGGUGAACAAACU
This is a messenger RNA of Symsagittifera roscoffensis, 904 nucleotides long. RefSeq lists its product as uncharacterized. The record is from RefSeq and is a predicted model, not a curated record. Lineage: Eukaryota; Metazoa; Xenacoelomorpha; Acoela; Convolutidae.